Molecule: messenger RNA, 3292 nt
Organism: Rubroshorea leprosula
Lineage: Eukaryota; Viridiplantae; Streptophyta; Magnoliopsida; Malvales; Dipterocarpaceae
Source: the annotation of a GenBank genome assembly
AAUGAAAUUGUUUAUAGAAUUAAUUCUUGGAUAUUUUGAUUAGGUUCCUGAUCGUUCUGUCAGUUUAGCACUGAGAUCGAGUCUUCGGUUUUAUGCGAGUGAGGAAGCAAAACCGAGGACGGGGAAACCACGAGAAGUGACGAGUUAGAAGGCUAGCCAUUUCGAGAUUGAUAUAGAUUUUAGAAAUAAAUCAUGCUUUUAGCUCUUUCAGAAGUGCCAAAUUCAGAUGUGAUCGCUGGAGUUCGAGUUGGUCUUGUUGGUGACAAGUUUGUUGUGAAUCCAACAACAAAGGAGAUGGAAGCCUCAGAUUUGGACUUAUUUCUUGCAGGCACAGAUAGUGCUAUAUUAAUGAUAGAGGGUUAUUGUGAUUUUCUUCCUGAAGAAAGAUUGCUUAAAGCUGUUCAAGUUGGGCAGGAUGCUGUGCGUGCAAUCUGCAGUUCAGUGGAGGCUUUGAUUAAGAAGUGCGGGAAGCCAAAAAUGCUUGAUGCAAUCAAAUUGCCCCCUCCUGAGCUAUAUAAGCGUUUAGAAGAAAUUGCUGGUGAGGAAUUACUGAGAGUGCUGCAAAUUAAAAGAAAAAUACCUAGAGGCAAAGCCAUCUCUUCAUUAGAAGAGAAAGUUAUUAACAUAUUGACGGAGAUAGGAUAUGUCAGCAAGGAGGAAACUUUGGCAACUACUGAAACAUUACUAGAUUUAUUUGAAGAUGAAGAUGAGGAUGAGGAAGUUGUUGUCGAUGGUGAAGUAGACGAAGGUGAUGUACACAUAAGGCCAAUUUCACGAAAAUCCACUCCAUUGCUGUAUUCUGAGGUAGAUGUGAAGCUGGUAUUUAAAGAAGUCUGUUCCAAAUACCUAAGGAAACGUAUUGUGGAGGGAGGAAAACGAAGUGAUGGGCGGUCCCCAGAGGGGAUACGUCCAAUCACAUCAAGAUGUGGAUUGCUUCCAAGGGCACAUGGAAGUGCUCUUUUCACACGUGGUGAAACACAGUCAUUGGCAGUGGUUACGCUCGGUGAUAAACAAAUGGCACAAAGAGUUGACAAUCUUGUUGGUGAAGAUGAAUUCAAGAGGUUCUAUCUUCAGUAUUCUUUUCCUCCAUCAUGUGUUGGGGAGGUUGGAAGAAUGGGAGCACCUAGCAGGCGAGAAAUCGGACAUGGAACACUAGCAGAAAGAGCACUUGAGCGUAUACUACCUUCUGAAGAUGAUUUUCCUUACACUAUACGCGUUGAGAGUACAAUUACUGAAAGCAAUGGUUCCUCUAGCAUGGCAUCUGUUUGUGGAGGUUGCUUGGCAUUGCAAGAUGCUGGUGUUCCAAUAAAGGAUUCUAUUGCUGGGAUAGCAAUGGGUAUGGUUUUGGAUACCAAAGAAUUUGGGGGAGAUGGAGCACCACUUAUUUUGUCUGACAUAACUGGAUCAGAAGAUGCUUCUGGAGAUAUGGAUUUUAAGGUUGCCGGAAAUGAAGAUGGUGUAACUGCUUUUCAGAUGGACAUUAAGAUAGGAGGAGUCACUUUACCUGUUAUGAAGGAGGCACUCCUACAAGCAAAGGAAGGUCGCAGAUGUAUUCUUGCUGAAAUGUCAAAAUGUUUGCCACCUCCUGCAAAUAAACUCUCCAAGUAUGCUCCAAUUAUUCACAUCAUGAAGGUUGCUCCUGAAAAAGUGAACUCUAUUAUUGGUUCUGGGGGUAAGAAGGUGAGAAGUAUCAUUGAAGAAACUGGAGUUGAGACUAUUGAGACACAAGAUGAUGGAACUGUGAAAAUCACUGCAAAGGAUUUGUCAAGUCUAGAGAAGUCUAAAUCCAUUAUCAGUAGUCUGACCAUGGUUCCAACAGUUGGUGAUAUCUUCAGGAAUUGCAAGAUAAAAUCAAUUGCUCCUUACGGAGUUUUUGUAGAGAUUGCACCAGGACGGGAGGUUCAAAUCCCUUCAAUGGCAUUUGGAUGCAAACAAUUCCAAUGGGCCACACUUGCCACCCUUGAAGGUGGAGCUCUACGAAGUACUUGUGCACAGAGCCUUUUGCAAGGACUUUGUCACAUUAGUGAACUGACUGCUGAGUAUUUGUCAAAAGCAGAAGAUAUGUUUAAAGUUGGUGAUCAUGUUGAUGUUAAACUUAUUGAGGUGAACGAUAAGGGUCAACUUCGACUUAGCCGCCGUGCACUUCUUCCUGUACCUGAAACUAACCUGGAGAAACCCAGUUCAAAUGAGGCUGUCAAAGACAUUGCUGCUUCCCAAAAAGCGUCUGAUAAGAUGACUCCUAAAAAGCCAAUUAAUGCACCAAAAGAUGGACUAACUGAAGAAAAGGGUGAACAACCUGAUUAUAAUAUAGCUGCAAAAAAGCUUGUAAGUGACUCCGAAAGUAGUUGUGCAGAGAAUCUACUGCCACGAAAGAAAGUUUCCAAGAAAGUGAAGAAGGGCAGCAACAAAGCUGUUACUGGAAUUUCAGGCAAAGUCGAAGAGUAGUAUGGUCAAGCGUGAUGCUGGAAGUAAAUGGCAUUAUUAUUGUGCACAUACAUAGUUACAGGGGCUUCUUGUUUACCGUUAUCUUUGUGAGAAAGCUGAUGGAACUGGUUCCAUGCGAGGAUGAGUAAGAGCAUAUUCCUCAUCAAAUACCAGAAACCUCAUCCUGGUUUGUCAAAUAAUAAUCACAAGCUGGACUUAAAGAGCUGUAGUUCUCUUGUCAAGUGCUUGCCUAAGAAGGAGCUGCAGAUGUUUGCCGAGACGGUUGAUGCUCGCUUGAUCUCAAUUUUGGUGCACUGAUUCCCUCUUCUUCCUUCUUCUUUUUUUUUUUAUUAUUUUUUUCUCUGGUAUAUGGGAGGACUAAAAUUUUGCUAGAAUGAUUGUAGGAGUUUUCCAUGUAUAUCAGUAGGCGUUGCAGUCAGACUUGUGCAGGGCUUUUGCAUGCACAACAUUGUGGAGAGGAAGUCUUGCUUUGCUGCAUUGAUUUUUUUACUCUUCGUGUACAAUUAAAAUUUUCAUCUUUAAUACAUGUCUGUCAAGUAGCAUCAUUGUCGGUAACUUUUCUUCGGCUUUAAAGACUCUUCAUGGCUCAAGUACUUCAGUGAUUUGUUUUACUCUUCAUGCCUCAAUAAUUUUUUGUUCACUUUAUAUUUUCUCAAAACAAUUGCAAAACCAUAAGUUAAGCCCCUGAACCAACCCCAGAAUCGCUAUUAAGCCCCUAGACUCUAAUUGAUGCAUUUAAGCUCCUGAACUCUACAAUCCGAGCAAAUUUGCCCCUCCUCUCACAGUCAACUUAACUGCUGCUAACUGCCGUUCGAGGACUGCAUCGUGUGGUGAAAUGUGGCUGUCU